Messenger RNA from Rhizoctonia solani, 807 nucleotides. RefSeq lists its product as uncharacterized. Gene Ontology annotation, biological process: autophagosome assembly; protein folding in endoplasmic reticulum. Lineage: Eukaryota; Fungi; Basidiomycota; Agaricomycetes; Cantharellales; Ceratobasidiaceae. The record is from RefSeq and is a predicted model, not a curated record. Gene Ontology annotation, cellular component: EMC complex; endoplasmic reticulum; membrane. Bases 1 to 807 code for a protein of 268 amino acids. The transcript is spliced from 7 exons.
AUGUCGAACCCGGCUGAACUCAGAGCCCAACGAAUAUUUCCCCAAAAUGCUCAACAUAACGCGCUCGUAUUGAGUAAUAUUAAGUUUGUGUCAUCCUGUUUCGCUGGAGCCGUUGCUGGAAUAUUGGGCCUUCAGAAUCUUUACGGAUUUCUGCUCUUUGCACUAUCCUUGUGUGCUACUGCGGGUGUGGUCGCUAGUGUCAGUAUGAAGGGGGCUCCUAUCAAGCGAUAUGCUGCUGGUGGAUGGUCAGGUUUAGUGAAUCCCGGACAAGAAAACAUCUUCUCGUUUGUUUUGUUAUGGACUUUAUUUUACGGAAUUGUGCAUGGUAUGCCUGCCAUUGAAUAUUCGACUGCUGAAUGUGGUCUAGGUCCCCGGUCACACUUUGCGUUCACCGGCAAUAGCCAGGGAAAUGGGAACUCAAAGUUGUUCUGGUUUGUUCUAGGUGGAAUAGCUGCAACUGCCUGGUUCAAGAUCAAGGAACGACGACAACUUUCAGGUUGCAGGCGCCGCCGAGCGCUCGCCUCAUCCGGCGAAUCUUCUUUGCUUGAAGGUACUAACCUUGGAGGGCUAUGUGACAUAGAUGCGGAAACCUCUGAAGCAGCGGUGCAUGUGGCUGAUGCUGCUCUGGAGGCUGCGAUGAGGAUCGUGGGGACGUUAAAGCAGAACCUCCAAGAGCAAAGGAUUCGGGCUUCACAAUCAAACAAUCGAACAGUUCCUGUGGAUCCCCAGUCACCAGCUGUCGCACAGUCUCGUCCACGUUCUCCGAGUUUGAUGGCCGGAUUUCACCACGUCGAAAAGACCAGCUAG